UCUCAAUUUGUUGACUCCUCACAAUAUAAAUCACUGAAAUAAAGAAAAAAGGAAUUAUCUUUGCUACUUUGCCCAAUGCUCUAUAUAUGGCAAAACAGCAAAACAAACUGAAAAGGACCAAAAAAAAAAUCCCAACAAGAUGUCUUAUCCCUAAACCAAUCACUUCCAUUUCCAUGGACACAUACUAGCGCACACACAGACAUGACAUGAUAACAUAUAACGAUUCAUAGCAGACCAGGAUCUGACCAACCCCUGAAAGUAACCCCACACAUCGUUCGAAAAGAAAGUAACCCCACACGCAACAUUGCCAAGUGAUGCCUUGGAAGCAGUUUACAUGCCUCAAAUCCUGUAUAAAGUCUCCCCUUGUGCCGGUUGCUCACCACCAAGACCAGGCAGAGCAAGCACUUGGCAGACAGACACCUGUCUCCUCCUCUCCUCUCCAACCAUCAGCUCAAGCCAAGAAAGCUCACAUGGAGCUCCACUUCCAGGUGCAGCCUCCAGUGUUCCAGGUCGAGGACUACUGCUACUACUACUACCAGCAGGAGGCCGCCGCGCGGGCCAAGCCCGGCAAGCCGCGGGGCAGGAAGAAGGGCGGCAACAACCACAGCAAGUUCGUCGGCGUCCGGCAGCGGCCGUCGGGGCGGUGGGUGGCCGAGAUCAAGGACACCACGCAGAAGAUCCGCAUGUGGCUCGGCACCUUCGAGACCGCCGAGGCCGCGGCCAAGGCCUACGACGAGGCCGCCCGCCUCCUCCGCGGCGCCGACACCCGCACCAACUUCGCGCCGCGCAUCUCCCCGGACUGCCCGCUCGCCGUCCGCAUCCGCGGUCUCCUCCACCACAAGAAGGUCAAGAAGGCCAAGUCAACCGCGGCGGACUCCUCCGCUGUCGCCGCCGGAUCCAAGCACAAGGCUUUGAGCUCCCUUGCUCCCAGUCCCACCGCAAGCAAUAGCAAUAGCAAUUGCACGAGUAGUGCUUGUGGUGGUGGCUCCAGCACCAGCACCAGCACCAGCACCAGCAGCGCGGUAAUCUGCGACGACGCCAUGAAGCAGUUCGGCGGUGCAGCGGUCGUCGGCGAGGUGUACCGGCCGGAGUUCGCCCCCGUGGGCGCUGAGGAGUUCGAUUCUUGGAUGUUCGACUCGACGUUCGGCCAGUUCCCUGCGCUGGACGGCUUCGCGGCCUUGGAUAGCGCCGUCCCAGCUGCACCCGCAGAGGAGCCGAGCGCCGCCGUGGCGCCGGGCGAGAUGGCGGAGUUCGAGCGGAUCAAGGUGGAGCGGCGCAUCUCGGCGUCGCUGUACGCCAUGAACGGCCUGCAGGAGUACUUCGACAGGGUGUUCGACGCGUCCGCCUGCGACUCGCUCUGGGAUCUCUCGCCGCUCUGCCGCUAGCUAGCUUGACCUCAACUACGUGUGUCGUGCGCGUGCGGCGUCCUUGCUCUUUUCGAUCGCCCCCUGGGGUAAUGCCCAUUAUUUGUCGGGGAAGCAACAAGUGUCAGGUGUCUGUGCGUGUGCGGUGUAAAGAGCAAGAGAGAUCCUGUUCGUUGUAGCCAUUCGAUGCAUUUUUGUGCAAAAAUGCUUCAAAUUUGCCGUAUGGCAAAGCAAUUUUUUCGGAAA
Messenger RNA from Phragmites australis (common reed), 1610 nucleotides. Its product is annotated as ethylene-responsive transcription factor ERN1-like. The transcript has a single exon. The record is from RefSeq and is a predicted model, not a curated record. The coding region runs from base 315 to 1385 and encodes 356 amino acids. Lineage: Eukaryota; Viridiplantae; Streptophyta; Magnoliopsida; Poales; Poaceae. Gene Ontology annotation, biological process: regulation of DNA-templated transcription. Gene Ontology annotation, molecular function: DNA binding; DNA-binding transcription factor activity.